This is a messenger RNA of Gallus gallus (chicken), 1026 nucleotides long. It is a transcript of the gene LRG1, whose product is annotated as leucine rich alpha-2-glycoprotein 1. The transcript has a single exon. The record is from RefSeq and is a predicted model, not a curated record. Gene Ontology annotation, cellular component: plasma membrane. Gene Ontology annotation, molecular function: protein binding. Bases 1 to 1026 code for a protein of 341 amino acids. Lineage: Eukaryota; Metazoa; Chordata; Aves; Galliformes; Phasianidae.
AUGGCACUGCUGGGUCACAUUCUGCCACCACCACCGCCGCUGCCGCUGCUGCUGCUGCUGCUGCCAUACAGCCAUGCUGCACCAUGCCACCCACAGCCCAACGCCACGCACUUCAUCUGCACGGAGCCCACUCUCAGCACCUUCCCCUCCGGACUUCCCCCCACCACCGUGGCCAUCUCAGUGGAGUUCACUGCUAUGACCACCAUAUCCCCCAACGCGUUGGCCGGGCUGCCCCGCCUGCAGGAGCUGCACCUCUCCUCCAACCACCUGGCCGUGCUUCCAGAGGCCCUGCUGCAACCCGUACCCACUCUGCGCACCCUCGACCUGACCGACAACCUCCUGCCCGACCUCCCUGCUGGCAUUUUCCAUCCCUCCAUCCACCUGCGGCACCUGGUGCUGCAAGGGAACCUUCUGCAGGCACUGCAGCCCUCCUGGUUUGUGCACCUGACCCAGCUGCAUUGGCUCAACCUGGCGGGCAACGCUCUGCUCGAGGUGCCCCCCGCCGCCCUCCGCCCUCUGCGCUCCCUGCGCAGCCUGGACCUGGCGCACAAUCACCUGCAGCACCUCUCUGCUGACACAUUUGUGGGCCUGCAGAUGCUCGAGAGGCUCGACCUGGAGGGCAACCAGCUCCGUGCACUGCCUCCCACCCUCUUCGCGCCCACCCCUUCUCUGCGCCUGCUCUUCCUGCAGAACAACACCCUGCAGGUGCUGCCCGAUGGCAUUUUCUCCCCGCUGCUCCAUCUCCGUGUCCUUGACCUGGCACACAACCAUCUGCAGGCUCUGCAGCUGCCUCCCCGCUCCCCCCCCGGCCCCCCGCUGUCCCUCGACAUGUCGGGGAACCCCUGGGCCUGCGAUUGCUCCCUGCUGGCACUGCUGCAGGAUGCGGCCCCGCAGCUCAUCGCUGCCCGUGCCACACGCUGUGCCAGUCCUGCACAGCACCGGGGGCAGGAGGUGACUGCUGUGAGCCAGGCCGGGGAUGAGGGCUGCCAGCAUGGAGGGGACAAACAGAGUCCCCUGGAUCACUAG